Messenger RNA from Lentinula edodes (shiitake mushroom), 2036 nucleotides. Its product is annotated as bifunctional purine biosynthesis protein ade10. The coding region runs from base 127 to 1929 and encodes 600 amino acids. Lineage: Eukaryota; Fungi; Basidiomycota; Agaricomycetes; Agaricales; Omphalotaceae. The transcript has 7 exons. Gene Ontology annotation, cellular component: cytosol. The record is from RefSeq and is a predicted model, not a curated record. Gene Ontology annotation, molecular function: IMP cyclohydrolase activity; phosphoribosylaminoimidazolecarboxamide formyltransferase activity. Gene Ontology annotation, biological process: 'de novo' IMP biosynthetic process.
GUUCGCUUAUAUUGGUGGCACAAAUUAAUUGUCUGGUGUCCUGCAAAUAAUUCCUACGGGAAGUCAUCCAUUGAUGCGACAAGAAAAUUGAAGUUAGGCGCCCAAAUUUUUUUCAACUUGGCCCUCAUGUCGAAGCCCAUCGCUUUAUUGUCGGUUUACGACAAAGCGAACCUGAUCGAAUUUGCGAAAGGCCUCGAUGCUGCAGGUAUCAAACUGCUUGGCUCAGGUGGGACUGCAAAAAAAAUAAGGGAAGCUGGUAUUCCUAUUGGUGAUGUAUCGGACAUAACUAAGGCGCCGGAGAUGUUGGGAGGUAGAGUGAAGACUCUCCAUCCUGCAGUCCACGGUGGAAUUCUUUCCAGGAACAUUCCGUCUGAUCAGGAAGAUCUCAAUGCUCAGAACAUUGAACCCAUUUCAAUCGUCGUCUGCAACUUAUAUCCAUUCACAUCCACCAUUUCCCAGCCUAACUGUACACUCGCGGAUGCUGUCGAGGAAAUUGAUAUCGGUGGGGUAACUCUUUUGCGUGCAGCUGCAAAGAAUCAUGAGCGUGUCUCUGUACUUUCUGAUCCUGCUGAUUAUGCCGAAUUUCUGGAAGCAUGGAAUAACGGCCAGGGAGACGUCGGGAAGGCGAUCCGCAACAAACUAGCUCUCAAGGCAUUUGAGAUGACAGCAAAGUACGAUGAUGCAAUUAGUGGAUAUUUCCGCGAGCAGUAUGCCUCUGGAGAUUUGCCAGAAGAAAAACUCGCUGGACCUGUUCAGAGAAUUCCUCUGAGGUAUGGCGCCAAUCCUCAUCAGAAACCUGCCCAGGCAUAUGUUACCGAGGGAGAGUUGCCAUUCAAAGCUUUGCGUGGUUCACCUGGGUACAUUAACCUUUUAGAUGCACUGAACUCAUAUGCUUUGGUUAAGGAGCUACAAGAAGCCCUCAAUCUUCCCGCCGCUGCCUCUUUUAAACACGUAUCGCCAGCCGGUGCCGCCGUCGGCAUCUCACUCGACGAGACCGAGAAAAAGGUCUACGGAGUAGACGACCUAAAGGAAUCACUUACUCCAUUGGCUUGUGCCUACGCUCGCGCUCGCGGAGCAGACAGGAUGUCUUCCUUUGGCGAUUUCAUUGCACUUUCUGCACCUUGUGAUCUUGCUACUGCAAAAAUUAUCUCUCGAGAGGUGUCCGAUGGUAUCAUCGCCCCCGGAUACUCACCCGAGGCUCUCGACGUUUUGAGCAAGAAGAAAGGGGGAAAGUACUGCGUGCUUGAGGUUGACCCUAACUACGAGCCUCCAGAAGUUGAGACCAAACAGGUCUUUGGUAUUUCUCUGCAACAGCGGCGGAACAAUGCAAAAAUUGAUGCUAGGUUAUUCGCUGAUAUCGUCACUGUGGAGAAAGAACUUCCUUCAUCUGCGCAAACAGAUCUCAUCCUUGCCACUCUUGCCCUCAAAUAUACGCAAUCAAACAGUGUAGCUUAUGCUCGUAACGGGGCAAUCAUCGGUCUCGGAGCUGGGCAACAGUCCCGUAUCCACUGUACCCGUCUGGCCGGUGGAAAAGCUGAUCUAUGGUGGCUGCGCCAUCAUCCACAUGUUCUCGCUUUGCCGUUCAAAAAAGGCGUGAAACGUGCAGAAAAAGCCAACGCUAUUGAUCUUUUUGUUAGUGGUGAAAUACUUGAAGGGGGAGAGAAGGAGCAUUGGGAAAGCCUGUUUGAAGGUUCAGUGCAAGGCCUGACUGAUGCUGAGCGGAAGGAGUGGGCAAGCAAGCUUGAAGGAGUGGCUUGUUCGAGCGAUGCAUUCUUCCCCUUCCCUGAUAACGUCCAUCGUGCAAAGAAGAGUGGAGUGAAGUACCUUGCUGCUCCUAGUGGAAGCGUCAUGGACACUGAAUGUAUCAAGGCCGCAGAUGAGCAUGGAAUAGUCUUCGCGCAUACUUCGUUAAGGUUGUUCCACCAUUAGUGCUUGCUUUUACUCGGCGUUUUCUUGAUGUUCUCAAUAACAUUAUAUUACUAUGUGUAUCGAUCGAUGAUUAUUCAUGACUUAUGCCGCCAGAUAUGUCGGUUCAC